AGCCUGGGAGAGAAAGUGCGAAUGUUCGCGUUGUUAGCCCUUGAGAGUUUUGUGCAACGACUGGUGUGCUGUCCGUGUCUACAAUCUUCAUACUUUCGUUGCAAUUUGAAAAGCUGAAUUAUGUCUGCAAGAGGUGCACGUUUGGAAUAUGUGGGAGACUUGGAUCUGCGUCAGGAGCAGUGGGCUGCUGCCCAGGCUACAAAUUAUCUGGACUUCAUGGCAAACCUUGAUAUCGACCGAGAUCCUCGCACUAUUCGUAACUCUGGCCUGAUCUGUACUUUAGGGCCAGCUUCAAGGAGUGUGGAGAUUAUCUCCCAGUUAAUUGAGAAUGGCAUGAAUAUUGCAAGAUUGAAUUUCUCUCAUGGGACUCAUGAGUAUCACGCAGAAACCAUUGAAUUGGUAAGGAAGGCAGCAGUUGAAGAAUGGCCUCAUGCUGUUGCUGUUGCACUGGACACAAAAGGACCAGAGAUCAGGACUGGGCUGUUGAAAGGGGGUGGCGGUGCAGAAAUUUAUUUGUCCAAAGGUGAUAUCAUAAAACUUACCACGGACAAGGCAUUCUUUGCUGAAGGAGACAACGAAACCCUUUAUGUAGACUAUGAAAACAUCACAAAGGUGAUGAAGGAAGGUGGAAUUAUAUUUGUUGAUGAUGGACUGAUUUCACUUAAAGUCGUGGAAAUAGGCUCAAACUAUCUUCAAGUUGAAGUGUUAAAUGAUGCUAAACUUGGGAGCAAGAAGGGUGUUAACCUGCCAAAUGUUGAAGUCGAUUUACCAGCUGUAUCUGAGCAAGACAAGAAAGAUAUACUUUUUGGUGUGAAACAUGAGGUUGACAUGAUCUUUGCCUCGUUUAUUCGUAAAGCUCAGGACAUUCACGACAUAAGGGAUCUUCUUGGUUCGAAAGGGCAAAAUAUCAAGGUCAUUGCCAAGAUUGAAAACCAUGAAGGAGUAAAAAAAUUUGACGAGAUUAUGGAAGCCGCUGAUGGUAUCAUGGUGGCCAGAGGAGAUCUGGGAAUUGAGAUUCCUCCAGAGAAAGUGUUUUUAGCUCAGAAAAUGAUGAUUGGUCGUUGCAAUAAAAACGGAAAGCCAGUAAUCUGUGCUACACAGAUGUUGGAAAGUAUGAUUAAAAAUCCUCGUCCAACUCGUGCGGAGAGCUCAGAUGUGGCUAAUGCCAUUCUGGAUGGAGCGGAUUGUGUUAUGCUCUCAGGCGAGACAGCGAAAGGUACUUAUCCAGUGCAAGCUAUCGCCAUGAUGCACAAGAUUUGUCGUGAAGCAGAGGCCGCUAUUUAUCAUCGUCAGUUGUUUGAUGAUUUGAGGCACACAAUGAACAGGGUGGCUGAUACACACGAAACGACAGCCAUCGCAGCUGUGGCAGCAUCAUUCACAGCAAAUGCAGCCUGUAUUGUUUGUCUUACACACACGGGGAAGACUGCUGAAGUUGUGUCACGAUUCCGGCCUCGUUGUCCAAUUAUAGUAGUGACACGUGAUGCGCGCGUGGCCCGCCAGAUGCAUUUGUAUCGAGGCUGCUUUCCUCUCAUUUACGACAAACCGCCCAAAGACAAUGUACUGGAGGAACAUGACGAGAGACUCGAGUUCGCGCUGGAUAUGGGCAAAAGGAUGGGCUUCAUGAAACUUGGCAAUACGUUCGUGUUCGUAUCUGGGUGGAAGGCAGGUGCAGCUCACACUAACACUAUCCGUAUACUGACUAUUAUGGAGGAAAAGAUUCAUAUUGCCAAGAGCUUGUCGGAGUCCGCUGACCUCAAAGGAAAAAUGCAGAUUCCCAAGUAGUUAUCAGCAUUCGGUAGCUGUCUUGAAUCCCAAUUCCGUGUUUUGCUGUUGUGAUCAGGGUAAAAUUAGAAUCGUUAACUACAAUGGUUUUCCGUAUUCUAAUUGGAUAUUUUCGUUUUAAAUAAUAAGAGUGAAUUUUGGAAAGAAUUUUUUUUUUUUAUUUAUUAGCGCUCGAUGGCUUUGCUUUCAUUUGGUCUAAAGUUUUUUUACGUCUUUCGUGGAUCUAUUUCAACUCAAAGGAACUAACUUUACAGUACUGGUGUGAUUUUGGGCUUUGUUGUGAAAUAUAGCGGAAAUGAAAAGAGUGAAACAAGUGCGGUGUGCAUUGGUGAGAAUACUGAUAUCAUAAAACUUUGUUGUAUAAUCGAAAAAGUAAUCAACAGCAAUCAACUUUAAGACGCACUAAAUAGUGAAGUCUGUUAUCAUAGAAUAUUAACUGAUGAUUAUGACGGGUCUAAAUAAAGAUAUGAACUAAUCUUUGCGACGUUA
Messenger RNA from Pocillopora damicornis (cauliflower coral), 2271 nucleotides. Its product is annotated as pyruvate kinase PKM. Lineage: Eukaryota; Metazoa; Cnidaria; Anthozoa; Scleractinia; Pocilloporidae. Gene Ontology annotation, molecular function: potassium ion binding; magnesium ion binding; pyruvate kinase activity. Gene Ontology annotation, biological process: glycolytic process. The record is from RefSeq and is a predicted model, not a curated record.